This is a messenger RNA of Emiliania huxleyi CCMP1516, 3557 nucleotides long. RefSeq lists its product as hypothetical. The record is from RefSeq and is a predicted model, not a curated record. Lineage: Eukaryota; Haptophyta; Isochrysidales; Noelaerhabdaceae. The annotation marks the transcript as partial. Gene Ontology annotation, biological process: recombinational repair. Gene Ontology annotation, molecular function: 3'-5' DNA helicase activity; ATP binding; DNA binding. The transcript has 5 exons.
AUGCUCCCUCUAGCUGCCGCUGCCGUGCUUGCGUUCGCUCCCCUUCCGAUCGGCAGUGAGGUGCGGCCGACCACCGUACGCAUCGGCCGCGCAUCCGUCGUUCUACAGGGCCAUUCGGAUGAUCCCGCAGCAGAGCUGGCGCAAGCGCGGCUGAUGAUAGAGGCGCAGCGCAUCAUGAUUGAUCGCCUUGGCGGCGGAGGCACGCCGCCGGCCUUUGAUGAGCUCAUUAAUGAGCUCACAGCGGAGCUCGAGGCGGCCGUGCGUACAAUCGAGGCGAAAGGCGCCGAGAUCGAUGAAUUGGAGGGAGACCUCCACGACACCGAGGCGGCACUCGACGCGGCGUUGAUCCUCCUCGAGGAUCUGCGAAAGGAGCGAGCGCCGGCACCUGCGUCCACUGUGCAGUGCAUCAGGUUGCCUGAUCCGUGUGACAAUGCCGAACUCGUACGUCUCGCAGCGAACAAGCUCGGGCGCGCCGUCCCAGGGGCGCCUGAGAUCGUGCGCUUCUUUCUCCGCGGGAAGAAGCGCGGCCGCGAGAUCGACGUCGAGGACAUCGAGGACGAGGACGAGGUCUACGUCGCCUUUGCAGGCGAGGAGUGGGUCGCCCCGCAGCCGCCCGCCGGGGCGCCCGCCGCCGGAGCCUCCGAGCAAAAUGCGGCGGCCCCGCUCGGCGCGGUGGAGGGAAUUGCCGCGCCACCCCCGGCGCUCUGGGCGGCUCCGCCCCCUGGCGCGUUGCCGCUCCCGAGCGUCUGCGCAUCGGGUGCGGCGCCGUCGAGCGUACCCUCCUUUGCCCCGGCCUUCGGGACGGCGGCGGCGGCGGGUGGCUCCGAGGCGGCGGCCACUCCGGCGUUCAGCGAGGACGGAGUGGAGGAGAUGGAGCGGGUGGCGGCUGCCGCUGAGGCGGCGCACCUGGCAAAGCAGGCGGCGCUCGCCGAGAGGGCGCGGCAGGUGGCUGAGGCGAAGGGCAGGCUCCAGACUCUGCGCGGGCAGCUCGACCCGACCAUCCUCGCCGCGGUGGACGAGGCCGUGGCUGCCGUCCGCGCGAAGCCGCACCCCGACGCGCCCAGCUUUUUUGUCACCGAGGAGCUGCUGCGGCGCUGGGUCGAGCUCCAGGGGACGCACGGCGUGGCGGCCGUACGCAACAUGCUGGAGCAGGUUUGCAACAUGGUCAAGAGGUAUCAGAUACAGUACGGCACGCCCUACACCUUCUUCUUCGGGCAGGUGAAGUGGUCUGAGGAUCGUCGCCUAUCGCCACCGCCGCAGCAGCCUUCGCGACAGCAGCGUUCGCCUCCGCCGCAGCCACAGCAGCAGCCGCCGCAGCCGCCGCAGCCGCCGCCGCCGCAGCCGCCGCAGCCGCCGCAGCCCAUGGAGGUCGUCACGGCGGAAGCGCGGGUCGUCGAUCAGCCCGCCGGCCAGGCCGAGUCGGAAAGCGUGCGCAAGCAGCUGCGCGACGAGCUGCGCGCCGCGUCUGCGCAGAAGCGGCUGGCGCCGUGCGAGCGCUCCGAGCCGUGGAGGCUCAACACCGCGCAGUACGAUGCCGCCUCCGCGCCGGAGAACGUCCUCGUCCUCGUCUCGGCGGGCCCCGGCACCGGCAAGACCGAGACGACCGUCGCUCGCGUCGCUUUCUUCCUCGCGCGCGGCGUGCCGGCGGACAAGAUCCGGCCAAUCACCUUCACCGUCGUCGCCGCGGCCGAGCUCAAGGCUCGGAUCAAACUCAAGAUGCCGACGAUCGUCGGCCAGCCGUGCGUGUCGACGAUCCACGCCCUCUCCCUCGCCCUGCUCGGAAGGUCCGAGAUCAUGUCGCCGCCGCAGGCGGAGGAUCUCGCGCUCCGAGCGCUGUUUGAGCAGCAGUGGCCUGAGGAGCGGUUGCGCCGCCUCCAGGCCGCGUUCCGGGCGCAGGUGCUGCACCCUCCGCCGCUGGACGGCAAGGACUUCGGCGCCUUGCGCCACCUGUGCAAGGAUAUGUGCGCAAAGGCCGGGCUCAACACCGCGGGCCCCCAGGGCGACCGAGUGCCCGACGAGGCGAAGUGCGCCUACGAGCAGGAGUGGGACUGCAUGGAGCCGCUGCGCGCCGCGGCGCGCAAGGUGUCCCACUCCGACUUGUCGGCCGCAGUGAGCGAGUUUCUCGGCUGCAGCGGGCCGUUCGACGCCUACUGCCGCUCGGGCAAGGGCGUCGAGGAGGCGCCGCCCGCAGUGCGGCGCUUUGUCGCGAUGGCGCGCGAGAAGGGCUGGCUGCACAUCAACGAGGUGCCGCUGCAGGCGCUGGAAAAGGUGCGGAGGGAGGGCGUGCCGCCGGCCUUUCAAGGGGCGCACUACCUCCUCGACGAGGGCCAGGACACGGACGCCGUCCAGCUCGAGCUCGUGCUGCGCCUCGCCUCGCACGCUGGCGAGUGCCGCCUCACCGUCGUGGGCGACGUGGACCAGGCGAUCUACGGCUUCCGCGGUGCCAACGCGAGGCUGAUGGAGGCGCUCAAGGCGAAGCAGUUUGACGAGCUCGCCGCGCUGCUGCCGCGUGACGACGCGCUGCCUCCCUCAGUCCGCCGCGCGGGCGGCCUCGUGUGCGUCCCCCUCACGGAGCACCACCGCAGCACCACGCGCCUCGUGUGCGCGUACAGCCUGGUGCGCGCCAAGGACCCGCCCCUGCGGAGCGUGCACGCCGGCGGUCUGCCCGCCUACCGCGUGCGGUGCGAGAGCGACGCGCUCGAGGUGCGGCUGGUGCUCGAUCAGCUGCGCAUGUGGCGCGACCGCGGCAAGGCGUGGGGCGAGAUGAGCGUGCUCGCGCUGAGCAGCAGCCACCUGACGGACUUCAUGGACGAGCUGAAGAACGCCGGCAUCCCUUACGCCGAGCGCAAGGACAAGGACCCGCCGCCGCCUCCCCACCCCCCGUACGGACGCGUGACGCUCGGCACGAUCCACUCCGUCAAGGGGUGGGAGUGCGACGUCGUGUGCGUGGUGCGCCUCAACUACGACUCGACCAAGACGGACGAGGCGCAGCCCGCCUUUGGCUGGAGCAUCUUCUGCCGCUCGGGCGGCGGCGACCCGGCGCUGGCGGACAAGGUGCAGGCGCAGCAGCUCGAGAAGGUGCGGCUGCUCUACACGGCGAUGUCGCGCGCCAGGCGCUUCCUCUCCCUCUCGUGCGCGCUGCCCACCGGCCGGAACGGCGGCGAGCCCACCCGCCGCUGGCUGCCCGUCCUCGCAACCCUCGACGAGACUGGCGGUUGCGUCAAGUCCUUCGCGGUGCGAGGCGAGGCGGACAUCAGCAGGGCGGUGGCCGAGGUGAGCGCGGACGCGGACGCGGUCGCCGCCGAGGCGAGAGAUGGCGCGCACCCGCCGCCGGCAGGCAGGUCGCCGCCGCCGAUGACGCUGGAGCAGGUCGAGUCCCACAACGGCGCGUUCGCAUUCGGCCCGGCGGGCGCGGCGGGAGCAGCGGGAGCGGCGGGCGCGGCGGGAGCAGCGGGAGCGGCGGGCGCGGCGAAAGCAGCGGGCGCGGCCGGCGAGGCGGCGUCAGCGGACGAGGCGGGUGCGGCGGGCGCUUUGGCCGACGACAAUGGCCAGUUCAG